Messenger RNA from Dibothriocephalus latus, 852 nucleotides. Lineage: Eukaryota; Metazoa; Platyhelminthes; Cestoda; Diphyllobothriidea; Diphyllobothriidae. The record is from the annotation of a GenBank genome assembly.
AUGUCCUCGUCGAAGCAGACCUUCCGGACCCUAAAUAAUGGAUCAAAAAUGCCCGCUUUGGGUCUUGGAACUUUUAUGUCACCCUCUGAAAAUGUGGAGAAUGCCGUGACAUGGGCAAUCGAAGCUGGAUAUCGGCACAUUGAUUGCGCUGCUUUUUAUCAAAAUGAGCCAGCUGUGGGCGCAGCUCUCAACAAAGCCAUCCAGGGUGGACUUAUUAAACGCGAAGAUAUUUUCAUUACCUCAAAAUUAUGGUGCAGCGAACAUCGAGCUAAGGAUGUUCGCCCGGCAUGCGAGGGUUCGCUCAAGAGGUUAGGAUUGAAAUAUCUGGACCUUUAUCUCGUGCACUGGCCUGUUUCGUUUAAGAUAAAACCAAAUGUUGAAUUUUCAAAGGAUGACCCUAAUUGCCUGGAAUUUGAAAACGUUCCGUUGGAAGAAACAUGGGCGGCCAUGGAGGAACUCGUUGACGCCGGACUCGUCAAAUCUAUUGGCGUUUCUAAUUUCAACAAAAACCAGAUUGAAAGAAUUCUCAAAAUGUGCCACAUAAAGCCCGUUGUUAACCAGAUCGAGGUGUCAAUCAACUGGAUGAACAGUAAAAUGGUGGAGUAUGCAACAAGCAAAGAUAUAAAAGUGACCGCCUACGCGCCUUUCGGUUCCCCUGUUUUUAUUAGAGACACACCUAUUCCAUCGCCCUUGCAAGAAGAGUACGUCAUAAAGAUUGCUCAGGCACACGGUAAAACACCAGCUCAAGUGCUCCUACGCCAUGCGUUACAACGUGGUCUUAUAGUAAUACCCGGAAGCAUAAACGCUGGACGCAUCAAACAAAAUUUCGAUGUAAGUCAAAUCUAUUCCUGA